UAGUGCAUCUAUGAGGGGGCAUGAAAAUAUACUGCAUACUAGGAAUGUUCAUACCUAACCCUUCAAAAUGAGUUCAUACUGUGUGUGUUUCUCAACAGAUGAUGACGACGAUGAGGAUGAAGGUGAAAGUGUUUCUGCAGUAACUCACGACUCUCUGAAACCAGAUGUAGCUGAACUUUCGGGACAGGAUUCUCACACACUCUCCCACUCCCCUGACCAUGACACACACUCUCACACUCUCACGUUUGCAGACACACACUCCGGCGCUGAUGAGUCCCAGCACUCCAGCAUCGACUUGGCUGCUUCAGAUAAUGCUUCCUUCUCCCUUGCGCAAACCUCGUCGGAUACACGCGCUUCCCAAAUCCAUCGAGUGUUUCAUGAAGACUUGUGCAUGAAGGCUGAUAUGGAUCCGGUAUCUGAUUGGGCCACGCACUCUGUCCGUAACACGCUCACACACUUGCAGACCUCUCCACAGAGGAUUGGCGGGUCAGACUCUCUCAUAUCCCAUAAUUCUCCAUUGUUUGCUGCACAGCGGCUCGUUGCUCUGGGUAACGUCUCAGGGCUGGGUCUCUAUGGCCGGUUAGGUGCUCUACGGACAGGUGAAGCCGGCAAGCGACACUUCAUCUGCUCGAUCUGUGGGAAGUGUUUCACCACAUCGCAGAGUUUGGACACACACAUGCGCAUUCACACUGGAGAACGGCCGUACCGCUGUGAGCAGUGCGGGAAGCGUUUCACGCAGUCCGGGCACCUCACUGCUCACCAGACUGUCCACACCGGAGAAAGACCGUACGAAUGCACCCGCUGUGGAAAACGAUUCGCAGGGAAACAGUACCUGCGCAUACACACCAAGAAACACCACCCUGACUUGCACGCGCUCUCUCAUAUACAGACCCACACACAGCAAGACACGUUACCCUGAAAGAUACACAUGCUCACAACAGAGAGUGCAGGACACCACUUUUGAUGUUUUAGUAGUUUUAAUAUAUUUGAUAUAUUCUGUUGAUGUUUGCAAGUGUCCUGCAACCACUGAGAGCUUAAAAUGAGAUAUGCAGCCAGUUCCAAGUGUAAUGUUGCAGUGUUCAGACAUUUAAACUUUAAACAGGUAAUUUUGCCAAAACUAAAGCAGUGAGAUGCAUUAUACAUUAUGUAUACAUACUGCAGGGAGACCAUAUGAAAGCCAACAUUAGAAAGCUGGUGUGAGCACAUUAAGACACUGAUACCUUCAACAUGAAAUGCUCACUUUGACCUGAAUAGCAGAUGUACAGGAUGUGUUGUUCAAAGAGUUUAUGAUCUAAAUUAGAUAUAAUUAUAGAUUAUACAUUUAUAUUUGCAGCUAGUCACAGCAGAAACACUAACUGGAUUUGUCGGUGUUGUAUUUAAUAGAAAUAAACAGUUAACAGUUUCAAACAGUUAAUUGCAUCUCAGA
This is a messenger RNA of Sinocyclocheilus grahami, 1426 nucleotides long. Its product is annotated as zinc finger protein 774-like. The transcript has a single exon. Gene Ontology annotation, molecular function: DNA-binding transcription factor activity, RNA polymerase II-specific; RNA polymerase II cis-regulatory region sequence-specific DNA binding. Lineage: Eukaryota; Metazoa; Chordata; Actinopteri; Cypriniformes; Cyprinidae. Gene Ontology annotation, biological process: regulation of transcription by RNA polymerase II. The coding region runs from base 68 to 919 and encodes 283 amino acids. The record is from RefSeq and is a predicted model, not a curated record.